Eruca vesicaria subsp. sativa (arugula) is the source of this 1452-nucleotide messenger RNA. The record is from the annotation of a GenBank genome assembly. Lineage: Eukaryota; Viridiplantae; Streptophyta; Magnoliopsida; Brassicales; Brassicaceae.
AUGAGAACACUUUGUCCUAAUUUCGAGAUGGAAGACGGUUUAGAGACGGUGUUGGAAGUUCCGAUGCCGGAGGAGUUGUUUUGUUCCGACAACAACAAAACAGGAUCUUGGCGAAGUGUCAAGUCUAGUUUGCUCAGGUCACCGCCGGAUAACAGUAGCAGCCUCUCCACUCUUUUUGGUGGCCGUGACGCUCAGAUUCAGAUGCUUCUUGGAAUCAUCGGAGCUCCGUUGAUCCCUCUUCCUCUAUCCUCCGAUCAAGAUGUUCUUGAUCAUCCCAUCUCCAAAGUCAUCAAAAACCAAUCUAUCGAAGCAGCCAUGGCGAAGUACAUAGUGAAGCAAUACACUGCAGCAGCUGGAGGAGAGGUAGCAUUGGGUGGAGUAGAGAGCAUGUAUGCCAUGGGAAAGGUUAAAAUGGGAGUGACAGAGUUCUGUGCAGCGAAAACCCUAAAUGGAAAGAGGAAGAAGAAGAUGGUGAGGAUAAAAAAUCUGAACAACGGAAACGGAGGAGAGAUGGGCGGUUUCGUGUUGUGGAAGAAAGGUUCGAGCCAAUGGAGUUUAGAGCUUGUGGUUUCCGGUUGUAAAGUCAGUGCUGGUUGUGAUGGUAACGUAGCUUGGAAGCAAAGUCCUUGGCUCUCACAUUCUAGUGAACCUUCUGGACAUCUCAGAAGAUUCCUUCAAGGACUAGAUCCUAAAACCACAGCAGAUUUGUUCGCGGGAUCGGUUUGCGUGGGAGAAAAGGUAGUUAAUGAUGAAGAAUGCUUCGUACUUAAGGUCGAGACGCAGCCUUCAGGGAUCAAAGCAAGAAGCACGAACGGUAUGGAGACAGUGAAGGAGACAGUGUGUGGCUGUUUUAGUCAAAGAACAGGACUUUUAGUCCAACUAGAGGACGCUUGUCUCGUACGGAUCAACACUGGUCUUGAAGAAGAAGAUGUGGCCAUAUGGGAAACAACCUCUGAGACAAUGAUCCAAGAUUAUAAGAGCGUUGAUGGGAUUCAGAUUGCUCAUAGAGGAAGGACACGAGUAUCUUUGUUAAGGCUUGAUGAGAGCUUAGAGAGUCAUUCAAAGACUACAAUGGAAGAGAGUUGGGAGAUUGAAGAAGUGGGUUUUAAUGUGAAGGGUUUGUCUUCGGAUUUCUUCUUGCCUCCAGGUGACUUGUGUAGCAAGGAAAUUGAAGAAAGUGGGUUUAACUUCGGAGAUUAUAGUAGCCCUAUGAUGAUUCCAUUGAAGGUUAGUUCAACUCCAUGGAAACUCAAGUCCUCUAAAGUCAGAGCUAUUGAAGAUUUUAGUGAAUUUGAGGGAUAAAGAUGAAGACGUUUCAAAAUAUUUUUCCAAUUGUAAAUUGAUCUUCAUAUUAUCUGUUUGUAAAUUGUAUGUGAAAUAUUUAGGAGAAAAGUGCUUGUAUAACAUUAAUAGCUAGCAAGCCGUUUUCCUACAGUCUCAUUUAUGUAUUCC